Molecule: messenger RNA, 3686 nt
Organism: Pseudomyrmex gracilis
Lineage: Eukaryota; Metazoa; Arthropoda; Insecta; Hymenoptera; Formicidae
Exons: 3
Coding region: 155-3604 (1149 amino acids)
Source: RefSeq, a predicted model, not a curated record
AUCGUUAAAUCCAUCAUGUUUUCUCGCGUGUAAUAAGAUAAUUAUCGUCGAAGAACGUGCAAUUAAAUUUAUUGUCCUCGGCGGCAAGUCAAAAUCGAACGAGUGAUUUUUGCUUUCCUGUGACAAACAAGUUUUCUUCACACGAUUAUAUAAAAUGAAUCAUUUGAAAUAUAUUCCUCGCAUAAGUGUUCCUCGUCAUACUCCAGUCGGCGCCGUUUCGCUAUCACGUCAGCAUGCGGACAUGUAUUUGGAGAAACCAACACUCAGAUUUCAGACCGUAGACCCAAUAUCCCCGUCAAAGGUAAGCCACGGCGUCAAAUGUCGAAAACAGUUCCAUCGGAAUCUGCGACUUGUCUCGAAAGAAAGCAAACCAAUUCACAAGCCGCAAAGUGCGAGAUCCAGCCUGACGUCGUUGAACAAACAAUCGUCGGUAAAUAGUAGAAAGUUACCGCUGCGGAAAAUAGUAAAAUCAGUGUGUCAUUAUUCCACGUGCAAAAAUGUCAAGUUCGACGGCAGCGGCAUUAACAAUCGACACACGCUUCAAAGUGAUUCGAUCAGAAAGGACGCGAACGUCAUAAAUCGUCGUAACAGCGUCGUUGCGUCUAUCGGCGAACGUCCUCGAUCUUACGCGGAAAUGAUAGCCGAUUACAGCGAAAUCCUGAAAUCCAGCGCGCGAAGUGACAAUCUUUAUCUCAACAAUGGAAUACGCAAGAGCCCGUUUAGCACAGUCUCAACGCCGCCGUUGACAAAAGUUUCAAGAGUUGUCAAACGUAGCAAGAUUUCGAACAAACGGCUGAACGACGAUUCAAUUCCUUCCGCUUACGCGAGAGAGUCGUUCGAUCUUCGACAUCGCGAUGUGAACAAAAAUAUCGAUCAGGAGUGCGUCGCCACGAAGAGCGACGAUCGAUCUUACGCGAAAUUAAUCGCCGAUUGCAGCAAACACAUGCGCAAUAUGUCUCUCUCGAAUGUUACAAACAGCGGUUUGAUGUUAAAGAGCAAUGUUCUGUCCAGAAACUCUCGUAAAUCCUUCGAGAUCACUCCGACGAGAAAUGUCAGUAGCACGAACGUGCAAGAACCAAGUUCUGCUGUUUCUAGAGCGGCUAUCACGGGCGAAGAAACCGAUGAUUAUUGGACGAAAGAAAUACAAAACGUUACGAACGACUUGAACGCAGCCGUUUUCGAGAGAAAAACCGCGAAGAAUGAAAAAUUCCACAAAGCAAGAGAAAACGACAUUCCAGAAUCUGAUUUUGCUAAGUUGCAAGAUAGAAUUAACAAGCUCUCCGAAAUCAUCGAAGCUCGCAAACAGAAGAAUACAACGGUCAGAGAAGCAAACUUGCGAGAUCACAAUACUUCAUACGACACCAAGACGUCAGACAGCAAAGCAGCGAUGCCAGCGGGCGCAUCGGCGACGACGAGUUCCUCAACGAAGAAGAAGAAUUUCACGCACGUACCAAGUGGCGAUAACGCCGGCGCAUUGAAGCAACCGCAGAUGAAAUUGCGUAUGGUGCCGUCCGAGAAAGAAUCUCUAGUCUCCAUCAACGUGGAUUCGGUCUCCGGAUUAUCGGAUUCCCUGGAUUCUGCCACCAAACAGUUGUCCGUCGUUGUGCAAUCCGAUCAACAGCGAGAUUCGCAAUCGGCGGAAAAUCAACGGACGCACAAACCGACGCUUCAGCAGCAAAGCGUUAAAAGCGCGUCGCAGCGCGGCCCGAUGCGCAUUUCGAUUAGCGAGAACUCCGCGCCGAUCAAACAGAUUGAGUUUUCAAUCAACGGCAAACCGGUUUCCGAGCUGAAGAGCAUUACCGCGCGAACGGAGAAGCUAGAUGUGGUGAGCUCGAUGGACAAAAUCGAGAUCAGGAUACCGUUCGCCAAGGACGACGGUGCGAGCGCACCGAGCAAUAUCCGAGAAGAAAGCGUCUUCGCGAAGGAAACCGAUCUGAGCGGUGGGCAGAUAUUGAACGUGCAGAUAUCCGCCAAUUUUCAGAACGAAGUUACGAAGAGUCGCAUCGGACAAACAACGGAAAAGGUAAACACUAUACCACCAUCUCCACUGAACACUUCGAAGAUCAAUUACGUAUUUAAAAGUGACGAGUCGAUAACACGCCCUUCAUCGAGCAAAGAAAAACAAAUUCCUAAAAGUGAAAAGGUAGAAGAAAAGGUAGAGAUGAAAACAACCAAGAGUACUGUACAUUCCCCGGAGACGAAAAAGGACAAUACAAUUGAAUCCGAUUCUCGUUUUCCUUCGAAAAUGAUCCCCUGGUGGUCUUCUUCGGAUUCCUUCAAGAAGAUGAAGAAAAAGGACGAAGAUACAUUGAGUAAAAAAAAAAAAACUUUCUUAAAUCUUAAAUCGCCUCGAAAUCUUAUCGCAAAAUCGAAAAAAUCAAAAGAAAUUCCAAAGUCAUUUACGAGCAAAAUCCAGUCAACGAACAAUGCAAAUUGUUCUAGCAAUCCGAUUUUUUCUCCGCGUUGUACGGAUUAUCUCUCGGAAUCCAAACCGGUCUCUUACUAUCCCUCUUCGUUUCGAGUAAAACCGAAUCAGGAAAAUUCCGCCAUUAUUUCUAAAAAACGUGUUUUGCAAGCUGAAGAAAACUUGGAAGAAGAUGAUAAAAACAACUUUGAAAUUGAGCAAAUAAAACCAAUCGCGGAUACAAAUCGGCGUUUAAGUAUAAAAGAGAGGAAAUCCAUUUUGCGAAGGAGGCACAAAACGCCAGGCAACGCGAAGGACUUCUCAUUACCAGAAAAUCGCGAGAAGAAAAGGCAAUACUCGCUCAAACAGAAUCUAUUGUCUAUCGAGGAUGUAUCUAACACGAAGGUUGGAAUAAAAAAUAUUCAGAAUACUGUGAAAUCGACUGAGAAAAAGCAAGACACUUGGCUCGGUUCAAAGUUACGGGCAAAGUCAAUAGAAAGAUCGAAUAAUGACGAGUUAAUAUCAAACAGGCCUGCGGAAAAGAUGGGAGAAACGUCACAGAUGGAACAAAAUGUGACAGCAAAAGUUAAAACGCAGAAUAGAAUCAAUGUCAACAACAUACCGUACACAAGGAAAAACGAUGCCGCAGCUUUAAAUUCUCCGAACUUCAAAAGUUCCUCAAACGUGAAGCCAACAACGUUAACGAAACAGGAAAAAUUAGCCGCAAACGUUAUCGUUCCACGAGAUAAGUUCAAACCUCAGACUUCGAAGACAUUAUCGAAGGAAUCGAGCAAAAUUAAUUCACCUAUAAAAACUUCCUCAAAAGCGGUAGAAAAUUCGGCAAAAUCGCGCAACAAAGUCACAUCUGCGAACAAACUCUCGUCCUCUUCGCGAAAACAAACAAGCGCGAGUUCAAAAAAUGAAACACCUGUGACAGAGAUACCGAUUUCCGCAAACAAGGUAAAUAAAACAACCAAUGUAACAGACAAGGUCGUAUCGCAGAAUCAUCCUGAACGUCGAUAUUUGAUGUCUAAGAACGAGAAACACUUGCUGAGUGGAAAUAGUAAAGGAAAUGUUUCGAGAUCGGUUAGUUUUCCAAGAAGACCAACGUCAGAUAGUCUUCUGUCAAGCAGAUCGAAGAUGCAGAUAGAAUCUACGGAAGGACAACACGCCUUUGAGGUCACAGUUAGUCAUAUUUGACUUUCCGCAAAAUCCGAAGAACGUGGGAAAUAUUUCGAACCGUAACGCGUCAAAUGUAAUCGCCGGAUCGCGUACUGACAGA